AUGCGGGAAGUUAUCCGCGAGACCAGCAUCGGGCAGAUCGCGCGCCUAGUCUUCGGCCGCAAAGAUCUGUUCCCUUACCCAGAGGAGCUCCCCUCGUUCCAGCUCCCGGCGAGUCUACGCGCCGGUGGCCAAACCGCACUCCUAGAUCGCAAGCUAGAAUAUGAGCUAAACAAGCAAGAGGCAUUCACCUCCCGCCCUGUCAUAGUGGACUGGUACGGUGCCACAGACCCGGCCAACCCUGUGAACUGGCCGUUCAGGAAAAAGUUGUUCAUCACCACGCAGAUGGGCUUAUACACCUUUGCCGUUUACAUAGGCUCCUCUUUGUACGCCCCAGCAGAGGCAGACGUAAUGGCCUCCUUCGGCGCGAGUUACGAAGUGGCUGCACUUGGUAUCGCGCUGUAUGUGUUUGGAUAUGGGCUCGGGCCUCUUCUCUGGUCGCCGCUCUCCGAGAUGCCAGCAGUCGGACGCUCUGGUAUUUUUAUAGUGACCUUUUUCAUCUUCGUGAUGUUAGCACUUGGUGCCUCACUGGUUAAUAGCCUAGGCGGGUUGUUCGUGCUUCGCUUUCUGCUGGGCUUUUUCGGGUCGCCUUGCCUUGCUGCAGCUGGUGCUACUCUUGACGACAUGUUCGUGGCGUGGAAACUGCCUUAUGUGCUGACGAUAUGGUCGUCGUCGGCGACGUUGGGGCCGGCAUUGGGGCCUAUUAUAUCUGGGUUUGCGGUAACGGAGAAGGGUUGGCGAUGGAGUGGAUGGGAACUCUUCUGGAUGGCGGCGCCGGUGUGGACGCUCAUGUUCUUGACCCUGCCAGAGACGAACCCAGACACUAUCUUACACAGGAGGGCGAACCGUCUUCGAGCUCGUACAGGACGAUCUGAGUUGACAAGCAAGGAAGAUCUUAAGCGCGCUCAUAUGAGUGUAUCCCAGGAAAUUAUCUACGCUUUAAUCAAGCCCUUUCAGAUCAAUGCGCUCGACCCUGCCAUCCUCUACACCACAUGUUACGCCGCAGUUCUCUAUGCAACGUACUAUUCUUUCUUCGAGGCGUUCCCGAUGGUGUUCUCCGACAUGCACGGCUUUAAUCUUGGAGAGUCCGGUUUGCCGUUCCUGGCUUUUGUUCCAGGUCUUUUCAUUGCCGUGUUAGGCUAUAUUGGCUGGUUCCGACUCAAGGCGGAGUCUGUAAUGCGUCGGGAACCCCCGCCUCUAUACGGGUUUCCCGAAGCAAGGCUGAUUCCGGGAGUGGCGACGACGUUUCUUGCCCCGAUCGGGUUGUUCAUUUUCGCGUGGACCUCGCGACCAGACAUCCACUGGAUCGUGCCGAUCAUUGGCCUCACGAUUUUAUUUAUUUCCAUCUUCAUCGCAUUUCAAUGUAUGAGCUUCUAUAUUGCUCGGUGUUAUCCGAAAUACUCGGCCUCCCUAUUUGCCGCCAACACAUUCGCACGAAGCUCCUUCGCCGCUGGCUCGAUCUUAUUCUCUAGGCCCAUGUACGAAAAACUCGGCGUGGGAGGAGGAGUAAGUCUGCUUGGCGGCCUCUCGAUUCUGUGUGCCAUCGGGAUGAUCUGCUUAUACAUCUAUGGCGAUAGGUUAAGAGCUAGAAGUAGGUUCGCUCAGUCGUCUUAA
Daldinia vernicosa is the source of this 1611-nucleotide messenger RNA. Its product is annotated as MFS general substrate transporter. Gene Ontology annotation, molecular function: fluconazole transmembrane transporter activity. The record is from RefSeq and is a predicted model, not a curated record. NCBI's taxonomy places the organism in Eukaryota, Fungi, Ascomycota, Sordariomycetes, Xylariales, Hypoxylaceae. The coding region runs from base 1 to 1611 and encodes 536 amino acids. Gene Ontology annotation, biological process: xenobiotic detoxification by transmembrane export across the plasma membrane. The transcript is spliced from 3 exons.